ACCGGGCGGCGGCGGCGGGGCGGGCGGGGACCGUGAGCGGAGCGGAGCCGCCGGCACCUCGGAGCAUCCCCCGGGAGCCCUUCCCGAGCCCUGCCCGCCGUUCCCGGCCGCUGCCGCUCCCGUCUGCCCGGCUCCCUGCCACCUCCCUCCGCCCGCACUCUCCCCUGGUGAUUCCUGCCGGAUUUUGCGCUGUUUCCUCCGGGAUCGGGCGAAUUUCUCCUGGAAUCGGGUUGGUUUUAUCCUCCCAAGGAGCAGCCGCAGCGCCGAGGUCCUGCUGAUGAAGAGGAGGUGAGGCCCGAGCUGUAGCUCCCCCUCUGUGCUGCUCCCUGCAGGACCUUCCUCCUCUUCCUCUUCCUCCUCCUCCUCCGUGCCCGAUCCCGCCGCGGGGCCGCCCCGAUGCCGAAGAACAGCAAGGUGACGCAGCGGGAGCACAGCAGCGAGCAUGUCACCGAGUCGGUGGCCGACCUGCUGGCCCACCAGGAGCCCGUGGACUACAAACGCAGCGUCCUCAACGUGACAGGGGACGCGUGGGACAAGCAGAAGGAGGGGGACGAGGACCUGGAGGCGGAGAACCGGCCGGCGUGGAACAGCAAGCUGCAGUACAUCCUGGCGCAGAUCGGCUACUCCGUGGGGCUGGGCAACGUCUGGCGCUUCCCCUACCUCUGCCAGAAGAAUGGAGGAGGUGCCUACCUGGUCCCUUACCUGGUCCUGCUCAUCAUCAUCGGGCUGCCCCUGUUCUUCCUGGAGCUGGCCGUGGGGCAGAGGAUCCGCCGGGGCAGCAUCGGCGUCUGGAACUACAUCUGCCCCCGCCUGGGGGGCAUCGGCUACGCCAGCUGCCUGGUCUGUUUUUUUGUUGGUCUCUAUUACAACGUCAUCAUUGGCUGGAGCAUCUUUUACUUCUUCAAGUCCUUCCAGUACCCCCUGCCCUGGAGCGAGUGCCCCAUCGUAAGGAACGGCUCGGUGGCUGUUGUGGAGCCAGAAUGUGAGAGGAGCUCAGCCACCACCUACUUCUGGUACCGGGAGACCCUGGACAUCUCCAACUCCAUCUCUGAGAGCGGGGGGCUCAACUGGAAGAUGACCCUGUGUCUGCUGGUGGCCUGGAGCCUUGUUGGCUUGGCCAUGAUCAAAGGCAUCCAGUCCUCGGGGAAGGUGAUGUACUUCAGCUCCCUCUUCCCAUACCUGGUGCUUGUUUGCUUCUUGGUGCGGGGGCUGCUGCUGCGUGGGGCAGUGGAUGGGAUCAUGCACAUGUUCACACCCAAGCUGGACAAGAUGCUGGACCCCCAGGUGUGGCGUGAAGCAGCCACGCAGGUUUUCUUCGCCCUGGGCCUGGGUUUUGGGGGGGUCAUUGCCUUCUCCAGCUACAACAAGCAGGACAACAACUGCCACUUCGAUGCCACCCUCGUCUCCUUCAUCAACUUCUUCACGUCCGUGCUGGCCACCCUGGUUGUGUUCGCUGUGCUGGGCUUCAAGGCCAACAUCAUGAACGAGAAAUGCGUGGUGGAGAACGCUGAGAAGAUCUUGGGCUACCUGAACACCAAUGUGCUGAGCCAUGACCUCAUCCCACCCCACGUGAACUUCUCCCACCUCACUGCCAAGGACUACAACGAGAUGUACAGGGUGAUCAUGACGGUGAAAGAGGGGCACUUCAAAGAGCUGGGCCUGGACGCCUGCCUGCUGGAGGAUGAGCUCAACAAGUCGGUGCAAGGGACUGGCCUGGCUUUCAUUGCCUUCACAGAAGCCAUGACCCACUUCCCAGCCUCACCCUUCUGGUCUGUCAUGUUCUUCCUGAUGCUGAUCAACCUGGGCUUGGGGAGCAUGAUCGGGACCAUGUCGGGCAUCACCACGCCCAUCAUCGACACCUUCAAGGUGCGCAAGGAAGUGUUCACAGUCGGUUGCUGCAUCUUCGCCUUCGUGGUGGGGCUGAUCUUUGUGCAGCGUUCUGGAAACUAUUUUGUCACCAUGUUUGACGAUUACUCAGCCACGCUGCCGCUCACCGUGGUGGUCAUCCUGGAGAACAUCGCUGUGGCCUGGAUUUAUGGCACCAAGAAGUUCAUGCAGGAGCUGACGGAAAUGUUGGGUUUCAGGCCCUACCAGUUCUACUACUACGCCUGGAAGUACAUGUCCCCCAUCUGCAUGGCUGUGCUCAUGACUGCCAGCAUCAUCCAGCUGGGAGUGAGCCCCCCGGGAUACAGCGCCUGGAUCAGAGAGGAGGCCGCUGAAAAGUUCCUGUUCUACCCAACGUGGGCCAUGGCCAUCCUCAUCUCCCUGAUCAUCCUGGCCUCCCUCCCCCUGCCCCUGGUCUUCAUCCUCCGGCAGUUCCACCUGGUGUCGGACGGCUCCAACGCCCUCUCCGUCACCUACAAGAAGGGCCGGAUGAUGAAGGACAUCUCCAACCUGGAGGACAACGACGAGACGCGCUUCAUCCUGAGCAAGGUGCCCAGCGAGACGCCGUCGCCCAUGCCCACGCACCGCUCCUACCUGGGCCCUGGCAGCAGCUCCCCGCUGGAGAUGAGCGCGGCGCCCAACGGACGCUACGGCAGCGGGUACCUGCUGGCCAGCACCCCCGAGUCUGAGCUGUGAUGGUGGCCUGCCCGCCACCCCCACCAGGAGAGGAGGGCGCUCCUGGCUGUCCAGGCGACGGGAAAAUUAAUUAUCAAGGGCGAAGAUGAAUUAGUGACUAAGACGAAGAAGAAACCCCCCCUGUUAAAAUCGUUAAGCAAAGCAGCCAUUUCUGAGGUGACGUCGGGGAAGAAGGGAUGGCAGGAGGGGCAGGACUCCUCUGGCAGCCCUCGGUGGAAAGGCAGGAGCCCUGGACUCACCUCCAGGGAAAGGAAGAGGAGCAAGAGAUGCUGCAAUACCUUUCCAAGAGUUGUUCUCGUGCAGCUCAAAUCCGAAGCAAAGAAUCUCUCUUUUCUAAGCAGCUGAUGGUUGGAACAAGGACCUGGCAGCAGGUGGGGAGCCAAUCACACUUCCCCCUGUCACCCAGAGCUCUUCCCUCCCUGUCUGUUGUCCUUUAGCCGGGAGGAGUCAUGGCCUUAUUCCAACGAGCACAAUUAAUCAUCGAUGUUCAUAGCACAAGAAGGUGCUGUUGUUGUCACCAUCGUUGUUGUUGUUGUAUCUCCUGUAGGUUUUUAUAGCUGUGGACACACCCAAAUAACCCCCCAAAUUCUGACCAGGGUUGGCAGGGAGCAGCGUGGGGCUGGCUGAGAUGUUGGGGCGUGUGAGACAGGGCAGGGUGAAUCCCUGGAAUCUUUGUUGCCACCAGCACAGGGACGGUGGCUGGGAGAUGUCACAGCCAUGGGAUGGAGUAGCUGGGAUGCUCCAUGGGUUGGAUGGUGCUGAGUGUCAGGAGGACCCCAGAAGUGGCAGUGGUUUGGGGCUGUGAGCCUGUGUGGGGUCUGGAUGGAGUUGGUGUGAUGGGGGUCGGGAGUGCUCUCCUGACGUGUGGGAUGCUCUGCUGAACCAAAAUCCCUGGCAUGGUGACCAUCUCCUCUCACUCCUCUCUUUAGAUGUCCCUUUAGAGGGACAAGCAGAGGAGCUGUGGGACAUCCAGUCCUACCACACUCCUGAUUUAGCUCUCAGGAAACCACCCCUGACUUCCCUCCUUGCCAAGGUGUGCUGGGCACUGGCUCUCUCUGGAUGUGCCUCCUCAUUUCUCCUCGUGUCCCCUCCGAGCCUGGGUUUGUCACUGCCUCCUGUCACACCCACAGGAGCUCAGCAGCCUUUGGAUGGGGGUGAGCAGCUCUUGGGGACCACAGCAGCUCCUGGGAGCCAGUGCCAGGUCCCCAGCAGCUCUGGAUCCAGCCUGGGGAGCCCUUGUGAAGUCCAGGGGCCUCUAUCGUGCCCAUCCAUGAUUUUGGAUGUGAUCCAUGAUGUGACCCUUAUGUUGUUUCUCCCCAGGCUGUUUGGAAAGGGUGGGAUCUUCUAGCUCUGAGUUCUGAGGGUCAUUUCCCUGGGUCCCACCUGUAACCAAGCACUUCUGCCAAGGGUGUCAGGAUAGCCUGGCAUUGUCCCCUUUUCCUUGGGGACACAGAAGCAGCACAGUCUGCCCUCUGCUGCCUCCAAGGGCUGGGGAAUGCCUCACCCUGUGCCCUGCUGGGCUUGGGUUGUGCAUGAAGAUCUUUGAGGCUGCUCUGAAGGCCACGUUUGUGGGUGCUGGUUCAUGAGCCCUUCUCUCCUCUGCUUUCCCUGUGCAUUGCUUUUCUUUCACCUUGGUUCUCCUCUUGGCUGGAGGUGAAGGCAGGAAGCUGCUGGUCCAUUCACCACACCGCUAACUUAAUUUCAGCAUCCCUGGGGCCAUCAGGUUCCCACAGUGGGUGUGAUCCUUCAUUCACAGCCUUCUCCGUGGGCUUGGCUGGUGACCUGGAGACUCUUCCAGGACAAUUAGCUCAAGCCCUUCAUUAACUGUUUUUCUGGGGGGGAGAUGGAGGAGUGGAAUGAACCAAAGCAGCUCAGUGAUGGUUCCAAGAUCUGUGAGUCAGGAUCAGCCAUGCUCCUCCAGAAGUUCCCCCUUCCUCAUCCCCUCCCAUCUCUUUCUCCUUCCUCUGCCCAUGCAGGAGGGACACAGAAAUGUCCCCAUGGCAUCAUCUCUGGAAGGGAGAACCUCAAAUCUAGUGGCAUUUCCCCAUCAUUAGGCAACAUUUCUUGUGGAAUCCAUCCUCACUGACCAGCAGAACAGAGGAUGAGUCAAAUCCAUGCCCAGCAUCACCUCCCCAUCACCCCUGAGCCCGGGGGCUGGAUUCCCACCGUAGCUCCCAUGGAGUUAAUGGAGCAGGAACACCUCCAUAGCCACAACACUCAGCCCCAUGUGCUCCAGAACACUCAGCCCCAUGUGCCCCCAUGGCAGGAUGCUCCUUGAACCCCAGGGGAAGGAUCCAGCCCUCCCUCUCCCCCACCCCUGUUCCCAAACCAGCCAGGGAGGAGCUCGCUUUCCUCCCUUCUUGCAGCAUCGAUAAGAGGCAGAGUCAUUGAGAAGGUAACAAAGAAGCUAUAUUAUAUAUAUAUAUAAAAUAUAUACAGAGAGAGGAGAUGGAAUAAUAACCUAGAGAUUCUCUAUUUCUAUUGUAUAUUUAUUCUGUAAAUGUCACUGUAAAUGCUGUUAAAUGACAAAAUCGUAUUCCAAAGUGGCCCAUGACCUAUUUUCAUUCCCAGUGCUGUACAGAUCAAUUCUCAUUCUAGAGCAGGGCAUAUUUUUACCUUUUUAUUUCUUGUGUGUGCCGGGUGCACGUCCCCUUCUCCCCCCAGCCUGGGGCACCCUGGGCAUCCAGCAGAGAGGAGGAGGAGGAGGAGGGACACCCCCUUUCCUUUUACCUGUGGAAAUACUCGUGUUUUGUCGUGGCAUUUGCUCGGUGUUAGACACGGGGUUUUGGGGUGGGUGUGAGUGUGUGUGUGUUAGGUUUUAGGAGCUCCGUGUUGGGUGUGCGUGUUCGUCCGUGGGGUGUGCGUGUCCGUGUGCGUGGCUGCCUUUAGGAUUCACUUCUGGCCUGGACUCGCUCACUUUUGGGGGUUUCUCCUGCUUGCCAGGGCAGGUUCUCCCUCCACACACCUCCUCGGGGUGCCAGGCUGCGGAUUGGGCCGACCCCCGGUGGCUUUUAGCCCUAGAAAUCACUUUUCCUCUUUUUCUGCACAGAGGCACAGGGAAUAGCUGCUAGUUGUGAGCACAGGCACUUUUCUGUUUUCUUUUCCUUCAGGCAGUGGGACAAAGAGGGGGGAUCCUCUGCCCAUGUCCCUGUCCCCCCACAUCAGCUCCUGGGUGUGUUCCCAGCCCAGAUCCUGCUGCUCAGAGCAGUGUGGGGUCCCUGCUGCUGGGUAGGGCAGGAGGGCUCCAAACCCUGCUCCCUCUCUGGGGCUUCUGGAGAAAGCACAAAGGAAAUUGCUGGAGGGGCACAGCCUGGAGACAAACUGGAAAAACAAACUGGAAAAGGCAACUCUGGCCCUUGGGAGCUGGAAAAACUACAACAUUGUGCUGCUGGAGCUGCAGGUCCAACCUGUUGGGCUGGAUUUGGGAUGCUCUGCAGGUCCAACCUGUGGGGCUGGAUUUGGGAUGCUCUGUGCCCCAGCCUGUGGGGCUGGAUUUGGGAUGCUCUGCCCCCCAGCCUGUAGGGCAGGAUUUGGGAUGUUUUGUGCCCCAGCCUGCGGGGCUGUAUUUGGGAUGUUCUGUGCCCCAGCCUGCGGGGCUGGAUUUGGGAUGUUUUGUGCCCCAGCCUGUGGGGCAGGAUUUGGGAUGUUCUGCUCCCCAGCCUGUAGGGCAGGAUUUGGGAUGCUCUGUCCCCCGGGCUGUAGGGCAGGAUUUGGGAUGCAGUGAUCCUCAGCCUGUGGGGCAGGAUUUGGGAUGUUCUGCUCCCCAGCCUGUGGGGCUGGAUUUGGGAUGUUUUGUGCCCCAGCCUGUGGGGCAGGAUUUGGGAUGUUCUGCUCCCCAGGCUGUAGGGCAGGAUUUGGGAUGCUCUGUCCCCCGGGCUGUAGGGCAGGAUUUGGGAUGUUCUGCUCCCCAGCCUGUAGGGCAGGAUUUGGGAUGCUCUGCCCCCCAGGCUGUAGGGCUGGAUUUGGGAUGUUCUGCUCCCCAGCCUGCGGGGCAGGAUUUGGGAUGUUCUGCUCCCCAGGCUGUAGGGCAGGAUUUGGGAUGUUCUGCUCCCCAGCCUGUAGGGCAGGAUUUGGGAUGCAGUGAUCCUCAGCCUGUGGGGCAGGAUUUGGGAUGUUCUGCUCCCCAGCCUGUGGGGCAGGAUUUGGGAUGCUCUGCCCCCCAGGCUGUAGGGCAGGAUUUGGGAUGCUCUGUGCCCCAGCACUGCUCUCUGCUGCAGGGACCCCAGUACAAGGCAGAGGGCCCGUGGAGCUGGUCCCCAGGGUGUCCCACGGCUCAGCCCCUCCAAACCAGCCCCUUCCUCACCUCUCAGCUCCUGCCCAGCCCCUGACAGGUCACAUUAAUCCCCAGCUCCUCCCAGGAGCAGCUCCCACUGCCUUCCAAUGGUCCCCCCCUUCCCGAGCGUGGCAGGAGCGGGGCCGGGUGGCCUUGGUCGCCGGGGGGGGGACAUGGCACAGCCCCGGGGACACGCGGGAUGCGUGGGACAAGCACAACCCUAGCGAAACCCUCGUGUACAGGUGAAGCACAGAGCUCUGAGGCUCGUCCCCGGCCCCGGUUCCGCAGUAGUUCCCCCUGUGCCGGGCGGGGCCGGGCAGCGCUGCCCCGGCUCCUCGGCCGCCGGGAGAAACCCUGUAAGAGCUGUAUCAGAGUCUGAUUAAAAGUUUCUUCUUACCAAA
Molecule: messenger RNA, 7254 nt
Organism: Melospiza melodia melodia
Lineage: Eukaryota; Metazoa; Chordata; Aves; Passeriformes; Passerellidae
Gene: SLC6A17
Product: solute carrier family 6 member 17
Exons: 12
Coding region: 397-2580 (727 amino acids)
Biological process (GO): sodium ion transmembrane transport; alanine transport; L-leucine transport
Cellular component (GO): synaptic vesicle; plasma membrane
Source: RefSeq, a predicted model, not a curated record